GGCAAAAACAUUCGCUGGUAAUGAAAAAAUAAAGAAAGCCAGUCGAUUAAUUGUGAAAAAAGAAAAGAGUGAUAUAGCUCCACAUUCAACAUAUACAUGGACAAACGAAGUAAUUGAUGUGCCUCCCGUACCUCCGCGAUUAUCGAAGUGUAAAAUUAUACAAAAUAAUUAUAUGAUCGAAUUAGAUGUUGAUAGCAAUAUAACAACCGUAAUACCAAUACAAAUAGGUACAAUACCUUCUUUAACAAAUUUAUCGCAACGAAAUUUGAAUGAUAAAGAAAAAAAUGAUGAUAAUGAUAAUAAUAGAAUAAAUGGUGAUAUUACAAUGAAUGAAUCAAUAAUGCCAACAGUACCAAAAAUACAGGUGACAAUAACAGCUGAAAAUGGUCAAACAUUAGAUAAUACAAGUGAAACUGAUGAAUUAAGCCAAAAUACGGAUUUGAUAUUAUUAUCCAAAAAACGUGUACGUAUACCAAGUUCUAUUUUGAGUGAACUUUAUCCAAAACUACCGAAUCCAUAUUACAGACGAUCCUUUUUUGGUGAUGUGGAUAUAUCAGAAGAUCAAGAACACAUACAAUAUGGUGAUACUAAAUUUGCUCCGAAAUAUCCAUUUUAUGGUGAUUAA
This is a messenger RNA of Cercopithifilaria johnstoni, 625 nucleotides long. Lineage: Eukaryota; Metazoa; Nematoda; Chromadorea; Rhabditida; Onchocercidae. The record is from the annotation of a GenBank genome assembly.